This is a messenger RNA of Cynara cardunculus var. scolymus (artichoke), 4463 nucleotides long. RefSeq lists its product as uncharacterized. Gene Ontology annotation, biological process: positive regulation of DNA-templated transcription. The transcript has 9 exons. The record is from RefSeq and is a predicted model, not a curated record. NCBI's taxonomy places the organism in Eukaryota, Viridiplantae, Streptophyta, Magnoliopsida, Asterales, Asteraceae. Bases 113 to 4246 code for a protein of 1377 amino acids.
AGCGACAAAUUGAUCCACGACAACGCAGCAGCAGAGAUUCUGGUCUCGUAGUCGGUGCUUGGUGGCACCACAAGUAAGCAUAACCCAAAUCCAAAGGAAUCAUUAAAGAAACAUGGAGAAAUCGCUUUCAUCGCCGUCGUCGAUGUCGACACCAGAAGGCUCGACGGAGCUUCAGUGUGUGGGUGAACUGGAAAUCGUCAAAGCAAAACCACCAGUUGGUUUUCUCUGCGGUUCUAUACCUGUUCCUACUGAUAAAGCUUUCACCGCCUUUGAUUCUGCUCUCGUUCCGUCGGCCCCAGCGGAAGGAGCACCGAGGUACCGGGUGAUUCCGACUGAGACUAAUCUCAAAACUCUGCCAUUUCGGCCAAAUAUUCCGGACAAGGUUCUUCCAAUGGUUGCCGCUCAUACGAGGACCGGUGGAGAUUUACCUUAUGAAAGUGGCACUGUUGCAUCAAAUCUUAGAAAGAAAGGAGAAGCCCUUGCUGUAUCUGGUUUAACAGAGUAUGGAGAUGAAAUUGAUGUCAUUGCUCCAGCUGACAUUCUGAAGCAAAUAUUUAAGAUCCCAUAUUCCAGGGCUCGGUUGUCGAUUGCAGUACAUCGUAUUGGACAGUCUCUCGUAUUAAAUACAGGACCUGAUGUUGAAGAGGGAGAAAAAUUGGUUAGAAGACAUAAGCAGUCACAAUGUUCAGAAAAAUCAUUAUUUUGGAAUUUUGCUAUGCAUUCUGUAAGGAUGGAGGCAUGUGAUUGCCCAUCGGCUCAAAGUUCCCAGUCAGAGGAGCAGUUGAACUCAUCUUUUCUGCCUGGCAAUAGGGAUUCUGAUACAGCUGAAGCAUACCCUUCCCCAUAUUUUGGGCAGGACAAUGACAUUGGUCAAGGGGAAGGAUUUAAAUGUGCUGAAUACCCACAAGCAAAACAAGAUAGUUUCUUUUGGGGAGGGAAGAAGAACCAAAGAAACAAAGGUCGUGAUGCUGUUAAAAAGGUCUCACAAGUCAAAGAGAAGACCUCAAUGCAAGAGUCAGAUAUGUACAGAAGAAUGAAUCGUGAUGGAUUCUUAAGGGUUCUAUUUUGGAAGUUCAAUAAUUUGCGCAUGUUUCUGGGGAGUGACUUGCUUAUAUUUAGUAACGAGAAAUAUGUUGCAGUGAGCUUGCACUUAUGGGAUGUUUCUAGACAGGUUACUCCGUUGACUUGGCUUGAAGCUUGGCUCGAUAAUGUGAUGGCAAGUGUACCUGAACUAGCCAUAUGUUAUCAUCAAAAUGGGGUUGUUCAGGGAUACGAGCUGCUGAAAACGGAUGAUAUUUUUUUGUCCAAAGGAGUAUCUGAAGAUGGCACUCCUGCUUUUCAUCCUCAUAUUGUCCGACAAAAUGGCCAUUCGGUUUUGCGGUUCCUUCAAGAAAACUGCAAGCAAGACCCUGGAGCUUAUUGGCUCUAUAAAAAUGCUGGCGAGGAUAACAUUCAACUUUUUGAUCUUUCCGUUAUUCCUAAGAGCCAUGCCACCAAUAAUUGUGAUGAUGACUCUACCUUCAUACCUUCUCUUAUUAAUAGAGGGAGAAGUGAUUCCUUGCUCUCGCUAGGAACCCUACUCUACCGUGUUGCUCACAGGCUCUCACUUUCAGUGUCUUCUCAUAACAGGGUAAGGUGUGCAAGGUUCUUGAAGAAAUGUCUUGAUUUCCUCGAUCAGCCUGAUCAAUUGGUUGUACGUGCAUUUGCUCAUGAACAAUUUGCAAGGCUACUUCUAGACUACGAUGAAGAUUUAGAUUUGACAUCAGAAGGGCUGCCUCUGGAUUCUGAAGAUAUUGUAGUUGAUAGUGAAGAAGAGUCGUAUGAAUGCUUCAGUGGGAUCUCUGAGUUAAUAAUCCAUGAAAGUUUCAAAGCUAAUAAGGAGGAUGAAUGUGGUAUCGAUGCUACUUCCUCAAAUUAUGGACCAGGUGGUUCUGUCAAGCUGCAUUUGGAUGAUGAUGCACCUGGAUCCAGAAAACUUUUGGUGUCAAAUGAGGCUGAAUCAGGGGAUGCUGUAAUGCAACGAACUUGUAAUUAUGACACUGUUGAGUUGUCUGCUACAUCUACUCCUGUGGUUCAAGCUACUGUUAAUUUGAUAUCCUCUAAGUUGGCAGCAAUACAUCAUGUUUCUCAAGCUAUCAAGUCUCUAAGGUGGAAAAGACAGCUACAAGGCUCUGAAAGUCAUGGCAGACCUGAUAUUGGUGCAACUUUGCAAAUUGACUUCUCUGUUUGUGCCUGUGGUGAUGCUGAUUGCAUUGAGGUUUGUGACAUUCGCAAGUGGCUUCCAACAUCAAAACUGGAUGACAAGUUGUGGAAGCUUGUUCUUUUACUUGGAGAAUCUUAUCUGGCCCUUGGAGAAGCCUACAUGGAUGAUGGUCAGUUGCAUCAAGUCUUCAAGGUUGUUCGUCUAGCAUGUUUGGUAUAUGGCUCCAUGCCACAGCAUCUUGAAGACAAAAAGUUUAUCUCCUCAAUGACUAGCAGUUUGUCAUUCGAGAUAGAUAUCCACAAUAGAAAAGACGAAACUGAAUCUUUAGCUGCUCAUUAUCUAUUCUGGGCCAAAGCAUGGACACUGGUUGGAGAUGUGUAUGUUGAAUUUCAUUUGAAGAGUGAAAAGGAGAUCUCUGUGAAAACUGAGGAGACACCGCCUGCUAGAGAGUUAAAAAUGUCGCCUGAAGUUCAGAAAGAGCUUGAGAGGCUCAAGAAAAAACUUGGAAAGUUUAAGCAGAGCUGCUCAUCUUGCUCAUUAGUGAACUGUAGUUGCCAGAGUGAUAGGGCCAGUAGCGGCAAUAGUGCAAGUAGUAGUAGUGGAAAUACUCGUCCAUUUAAUUAUGGAAGAAAGCAGGCCGAGAAGCCUGUUUCUAAGAGCUUAUCCUACUCUUCACCUGGAAAGGCUGGAGAUGUUAGUAAUGUGAUAACACAGAAUAUCAUGGAUGAAAAUGAAGUGCCAAAGUCUUCUAAAGAGACUGAAUCUGAUUCAACAGAGCCAAAAUCAAAUGAUGGUGGCAUUUUCAGAUACCUUCAUCGUUGUGACCAUGAAGAUGCAGACCAUAAUCUAACUUCUGCUCUUAAUUGUUAUGAAGAAGGAAGAAAAUGUUUGGAUUGUCAUCCUAGUAGUUCUGAGGAGUUACGGUCCCUUCUUAAGAAGAAAGGAUGGGUCUGCAAUGAAUUAGGCCGAAGGAGACUGGAACGAAAAGAAAUUGGCAAAGCUGAAUCAGCUUUUUCUGAAGCUAUCAGUUCAUUUAGAAAGGUUUCCGAUCACAACAACAUUAUCUUAAUCAACUGUAAUUUGGGCCAUGGAAGACGAGCAGCAGCUGAGGAGAUGGUUUCACAAAUGGAGCAUCUCAGAAACCAUCCCGUGUUCAAUAAUGCUUACACCCAAAAGCUGGAAGCAGCAAAAUCACAGUAUUGUGAAUCACUCAGAUACUAUAGAGCAGCAAAGAAAGAAGUUGAUGCUGUUGGUGAUGAAGCCGAUGCCCUUCCAAACAAUCUUAGCAAUGAAGUAUAUACACAGUUUGCUCAUACAUAUCUAAGGCUUGGCAUGCUUCUAGCAAGAGAAAAUGCAACUGCUAAAGUUUAUAAAUCUAAAAUGGAAUUUGGAAAGCAUGAGAUUUCAGCCAACGAUGCAAUUAGUGAGGCUUUGUCAAUGUAUGAGUCAUUGGGGGACUUGCGUAGACAAGAGGCUGCAUUUGCAUAUUUUCAGCUUGCUUGCUACCAGAGGGAUUGUUGUUUGAGAUUAUUAGAGACGGAUUUGAAGAAAAGUAAUUCAUCAAAAGGUGAAAAUGGUAUACUCCAAAGAGUCAAACAGUACUCGUCCAUGGCCGAGAGGAACUGGCAGAAAUCUAUCCAGUUUUAUAGGCCAAAAACACAUCCUACAAUGUACCUGACCAUUUUGAUAGAGAGAUCAGCUUUGUCAUGUAGCCUGUCUAAGUCAUCUCAAUCAUAUAUGAUGCUGGAAUUAGCUCUGAAUAGUCUUCUUGAAGGACGCCAUGUGCCUGUAGAUAGAAUAACAUUGCAGAAGGACGAUUGUAGCGUGUAUGAAAGAUUUUGGAGUCAGCUGCAGAUGGUAUUAAAGAGGAUGCUAGCUGUGGUUCUUCCUGCAACCACAAAGAAAUCUGUUGCUACUUCCCAACAGACUGCAAAUGAUUUGCAGUCUGGAGAUGUGAAGAAACUCAAGGACCUUUACAGGUUAUCUUUGAAGGAGACAGACUUCAGUCAGUUGCAUGCCAUCCACAGGUUGUGGGUUUCGUAAAACUAAAUCAGUUUUUCAGUACAAUUACGACAAAGUUACAGGUUGUAGAAUUACUCAAAACAUUUCCAACACAGACAUAAUGUGGUAAGCUUCUUUUGAUUUGUUGAUUUAGCAACAAUUUCUAAAUCCUGGAGAAUGGUGCCAUGCUGACUUGUAGUACUUCAUGCAUCUAAUAUUGUACCUCGUGCAUAUAAUGUGAUAAACCUGUUAUGUUUGC